Molecule: messenger RNA, 2893 nt
Organism: Antrostomus carolinensis (chuck-will's-widow)
Lineage: Eukaryota; Metazoa; Chordata; Aves; Caprimulgiformes; Caprimulgidae
Product: complement C4-A
Exons: 23
Biological process (GO): complement activation
Cellular component (GO): extracellular region
Molecular function (GO): endopeptidase inhibitor activity
Source: RefSeq, a predicted model, not a curated record
AUGGAAAGGCUGGUAUUUUUGAUGAGCUUUUGUUUGGUGUUGUCCAAUACACAGCAAGCACCAUCAUUCCUUAUUACUGCCCCAAAUGUGGUGCAUUUGGGCACAUAUGCGACAGUAACAGUUCAAGUCCAUGGAGCACAACACCCUGUGCAAGUUACUGCAUACUUCAAAGAUGAGAAAAAAAAUGAGCUCCUAUCAGAGAGGAUCAUCUUUAACCUUAACCACAAUAACAACUACCAAGAGAUGAAAAAAAUAAUGAUCAAGCCAGGGACUCAGCAACAGCACCUGUUCAAGAAGAGUAAUCAGACAUAUAUUCUGCUGGUCACAGAAAGCAGGGAGCUUUAUAAGGAGACCACUCAAAGCACUCGCAUCCUCCUGUCUUCCAAGAAAGGCUACAUCUUUAUUCAGACAGAUAAGCCGAUAUACACACCAAGUUCCAAAGUAAAAUACAGGAUCUUCAUUCUGGACAAUGCUAUGAGGCCAACAGAUGACACGGUUAUAGUUGUUGUGCUAAAUUCAAAAGGAAUGGUGGUUAAAAAGUCAGAACGGAAAAUAAAAACAGUGUUCAGUGAAAACUUUGAAAUACCUGACAUUGCUGAGCCUGGAACUUGGAAAAUCAAAGCCUGGUUUCAUCAAUAUGAAAUGUCUAAUGUUUCUGCUGAAUUUGAAGUUAAAAAAUAUGAACUUCCAUCUUUUGAAGUCAAACUCAUCCCAUUUCAGCCAUACUAUCACAUUGGGAAUGAAAACUUCAUGUUUGAUAUCGAGGCAAAACACUCUUAUGGGAAAGGGAUUCAAGGUGCUGCAUAUGUGCGAUUUGGCAUAAUUAAUGAAAAUGAGAAAAAAGUCUUUAUUCCAGGCCUGGAACAACAACUAUCAAUUCAAGAUGGAAAAGGAAGAGUUACUUUAACUACACAACUAUUGGAAGAGAAAUUAAGAAAGAGUAUUUCCACUCUGGAAGGUUUUCAUUUAUAUGUUGCUGUUACCACUGUAGAAACUGCAAGUGGUGAGAUGAGGGAAGAGGAACUCAGCAAUGUGAAGUUUGUGAGAUCUCCUUAUGCUGUUGAUCUGUCUAACACCAAGAAGUAUUUUGUGCCUGGAGCCCCCUUCUCUGUUGUGGCAUCUGUGACGUUGGUUGAUGGCUCUCCUGCUACCUUUAUACCUGUCACUGCCACUGUUACCUUGCCUGGAAAAUCCCCAAUGAAGAAGUCUGCACUUUCUAAUAAAGAGGGUCUAAUCCCCUUUACAUUUGACAUCCCUGGAGAUGCUCAGACGCUUCAAAUAACGGUAAAGGCUAAAGAGGGAAAAGAAAAAUUGGAAUCACCUGAAACCAGUAUCAGAGCUGAAAGAUACCAGUCUGCUUCUUCAAACUACCUCAGCAUCAGCAUCCCACAUACUGUUGUGACACCUGGAGAUACCUUACCCAUCACUUUGAAUGACAUUCAUCAGUCUGGCAGUGGAGCUGUUGACUAUUUCUAUUAUAUGGUUGUGGCAAAGGGACAAGUUGAGCUUUUGGGAAGAGUCCCCUCCUCAAACAAAAUAAUAAACCUUAGAGUCAUGGAGGAGAUGGUGCCCGCCUUUCGCUUUUUAGCUUACUACUUCAUUGCAAAUGAGGGCCGUCAAGAGAUUGUUGCUGAUUCCGUAUGGGUGGAUGUUAUGGAUGUCUGUGAAGGAAAGAUUAAAGUGAGAACAGAACAGGAGAUGUACGAACCAAAGGACAGAAUUAAUUUACUGAUUGAAACGGACCAUGCGGGAACAGUUGCCUUAGCUGUGGUUGAUAAAGCAGUUUUUAUUCUGAACAAGAAAAACAAGCUUACAGCCAAAAAAGUAUUUAAUGCUAUGAAUUCGUAUGAUCUCGGAUGUUCUGCAGGUGGUGGUGCAGAUAGUAUUCAAGUUUUUGCUGAUGUUGGUCUGGCCUUUUUAUCAGAUACAAUUAAAUCCAACAUUCGGGAGAGCUAUAAAUGCCCCCAGGUUACCAGAAAGCAGAAGAGAUCUUUGGAUUUUCAGAAGCAAAUGUCAGGAAUUGCCAGCAAAUAUCAAAACACUGAUCUACAAAAAUGCUGUGAAGAUGGAAUGAAAUUAAAUCCCAUGAGAUUUUCUUGUGCAAAAAGGCUAAUAAAGGUGGUUGGCUCCCCUGAAUGCAGAACUGCCUUCCAGGACUGCUGUGAGAAAGCCACAGCCCUCAGGAAAGCAGCGAAGCGGACGGUCAGAGUGGGCUUGGCACGACACUAUGAUGACCAUGAAGAAAUGUUUGAUGAAACUUCUGUCAGUUUGCGCAGUUAUUUUCCUGAGAGCUGGUGGUGGACGGUUGAAGAUGUGAAAAACCCUGGAAACCAUAGUGUAAAGAACUUCGCUCCUGACUCUAUAACUACCUGGGAAGUUCAGGCAAUAAGUAUAUCUCCCCAAAAAGGAUUUUGCAUAGCUGACCCCCACACCUUUGCAGUUUUCAAAGACUUUUUUGUAUCCCUGAGAUUACCAUAUUCAGUCAAACGACAUGAACAACUAGAAAUAAAAGCAGUGAUUUACAACUAUCUGUCCAACGAUCUCCAGGUUACAGUGAUGAUGGAGGCAGUGAAGGGGCUGUGCACUGUGGAGGCCACAGAGAAGGCUGUGCAGUUGACACUGGUGGCUAAGGGGAACUCUGCGACACCAGCCUACUUCUCAGUUGUCCCUCUGACUACGGGAGAAAUUCCAAUUACUAUUACUGCUUUUGACACGGCUUUUGGGUACACUGAUAGCAUUAGGAAGAACCUCAAUGUUGUGCCUGAAGGUGUUUUACAGAGAGAAGAGAAGACCUUUUGCAUUAAUAGCGGCUUAAGGUCCCAUACACUGGAUCUGAAUAGACCAUCUGAUAUGAUACCAGGUUCUGAUAGUCACGUGUUUGUUAGCCUGAAAG